Kickxella alabastrina is the source of this 1404-nucleotide messenger RNA. RefSeq lists its product as uncharacterized. The record is from RefSeq and is a predicted model, not a curated record. Lineage: Eukaryota; Fungi; Kickxellomycota; Kickxellomycetes; Kickxellales; Kickxellaceae. The transcript has 3 exons. The annotation marks the transcript as partial.
GAGAUAUUUCAGCAUAUUAACUACAUUUGUAUUUUUAACACUUUCUUGUGAAUACUCCUUAUUUUAAUUUUUUGCAAGCAUAGCGUGGAGAAACUUUUAUAUUUUAAACACAGUAGCCGCAAUAUUAAAUAUAUAUUAUGUUGGGCGUCGGCGGGUGCAGCAUAUUGCUGUUUGCCCUUGGGCUGGCCUCAUUGGCUAGUGGCGGCCUUCAGUUGGCAAGCUACAUAAUGGCAACCCGAGAAGUGGAGCUGGCGACACUGGGCGACGCGCAGCAACAGUCAGCAGCAAUAGCGCUUAUCAAUCCGCCAGUGCUGGUAUGGUUUACAUUAGCAGCCUGCGUGCUGUCUUUGAGCUUUGGUCUGUUCUUCGCAAUGCUUGAUUUGGUCGGAAUGAUAGUUCUGCGCAGCCGAAUGUGGCGACACAUUACUAAUAUUAACAACGGCUUGGACGGCCUGAGGCCCAGAGACAAGGGCAGCAUGUGGGACUCUUACGGAAAUGGCAGCAGUGGCAGAGGAGAUUGGUGGCCUGUGCAGUCCGGUAAGGCGUGCACGUACGGCAUGGGGUCUGGGAGUGACUCAAUCGUGUGGUGGCAGAAAUGUAUGUUUCUUGAGGAGUUCGUGUACAGCGUUCAGCGCAACAUGGCCUUUAUCCGUCUGGGCAUCACAACCUUUCUAGCACUGGUAUGGUCAUCAACCAUCAUCCAGCUGGUAAUCAUAGGCAUGCGCGUCUGCACGCUGCUUCGCCAGGGUAUGGCCGGAAGCAUAGUGACCUGUGCGUGCUGGCUGCUAUUCGCCGUGCUGCUUACAUUUUUAAACACAAGCCCUCAUAGCUCGAUACCUCGGCUGCCACUAGACCACCAGUUUGACAGCAUUCCGAUGAAUGCUUUGAACCAGGGGCAAGGACCAGCCAUCCCGGCGGCUCUCUCGUCAGGAAGCAAGCAUAGGCCCUCGCUAGCAACAAUCCCGACAACAAGCGCAUCCGGCGCCCCUCACCAACCAAUCCAAAUGCAGCCGCUGGCAAAUCAGCCAAGCAGCACCGCAAGCCAGUACAGAAAGCCAGGCAAGGGCCAGUUCCGCUCGUCAUGGUCGCGGCUCGAUGAAGGGGCGCAAGACAGGGGCAAUUUGAUGUUGCAGUCUCAAAUGAUACACCAGCUUUACCAUCUGCAGAGCCAGCAGUUUCAAGCGCAGGUGCGGCUGUCGGAGGAACAUGUGGGGCAGAAAACAGCGCGAACUGGGGCGCGCAAGAGCACAGACGCGUCUGCGUCAACUGUGCCAGAUCAGAUGGAGACCGCCGAGAUGGCCCACGAUAACCGCGAUGGAAAUUUACAAAGUACUGUCGCCAAGAUCAGCAGCAAGCGCAACACAAUGGCUGACAACAGCGAGAAAUGCCAAUGGGCCGUGGCAC